Messenger RNA from Phodopus roborovskii (desert hamster), 1556 nucleotides. Its product is annotated as class II histocompatibility antigen, M beta 1 chain. Lineage: Eukaryota; Metazoa; Chordata; Mammalia; Rodentia; Cricetidae. Bases 427 to 1209 code for a protein of 260 amino acids. Gene Ontology annotation, biological process: positive regulation of T cell activation; peptide antigen assembly with MHC class II protein complex; immune response. The record is from RefSeq and is a predicted model, not a curated record. The transcript is spliced from 6 exons. Gene Ontology annotation, molecular function: MHC class II protein complex binding. Gene Ontology annotation, cellular component: late endosome membrane; lysosomal membrane; MHC class II protein complex.
UGAAAGGAGAAAGUUAAUUCAGUGGGCAGGUCAGGCUUGCAUAUCCUGGGAAUACUUCAGAGACUACCUCCACAGACCUCAGGAAACCACCUACAGGCCUCUUUGCAAAGCCUAGAAUGGGAGGAGGUUUACCUAGCAACUGAUGAUGCUAGGCUGAGACACUCAGUGAUUGGUCUGACUUGCCUACCUAGCUAAUCUGACAACUCUUCCUCUGGGACCCAGGAUUUGGUUAGUAGUUUAGACUCUAAGGGGGGUUGAGUGACCUGGGGACACUUGUGCAUCAAAAAACAGUGGUCCUGAGCAACAGGCACCCUGUUUUCCUCCGUGUGUGGAGACGUUUAUCCAGGCUGGGUCAGGAGAGGCUUGGAGGCCCCUGCAAGAUACAGUCCAGGGGCCUGACCUUCCUGCACCUUCACAGCGUGGGACAUGGCGAUGCUGCCACUCCUGCUGGGCCUCAGUCUGGGCUGUAUGGGAGUAGGUGGCUUUGUGGCUCAUGUGGAAAGCACCUGCCUGCUGGAUGACAGUGGGACCCCGAAGGACUUCACAUACUGUAUUGCCUUCAACAAAGACCUGCUGGCCUGCUGGGACCCAGAGGCAGGAAAAAUAGUUCCCUGUGAAUUUGGGGUGCUGUUUAAGUUGGCUGUAUUAAUUUCGGAUAACCUCAACGAAAAUAAGGCCCUGCUCUGGCGCUUGGGCAAUGGGCUACAGGACUGUACCGCAAACACCAAGCCCUUCUGGGAUGCGCUGACCCACAGAACCAGACCACCAUCUGUUCAAGUAGCCAAAACUAUUCCUGUUAACACAAGGGAGCCUGUGAUGCUGGCCUGCUAUGUUUGGGGCUUCUACCCGGCAGAUGUGACCAUUACAUGGAUGAAGAAUGGGAAUUUUGUCAUGCCCCACAACAUCAAAGAGAAUAUUGCCCAGACCAAUGGAGACUGGACGUACCAGACUGUCUCCUACCUAGCCUUAACCCCCACCUAUGGGGACAUCUACACCUGUGUGGUACAGCACAGUGGGACCUCUGAGCCAGUCCGUCAGGACUGGACAGUCGGACUGUCCCCCAUCCAGACGGUGAAGGUGUCCGUGUCUGCCGUCACCCUGGGCCUGGGCUUCAUCAUCUUCUGUCUUGGCUUGUUCCACUGGCGGAAGUCUCGCUUCUCCAGUUAUGUCCCUCUUCCUGGAUCUACUUACCCAGCAGGACAGCACUAGAGGACAGAAUCCCACACUGAGAAGGAGAUCUUUGAGGAUGCCUCCACGUACCCUCACGUCUUCUGGACACCCUGCUUUCUUGUGUCAGUUCCCCUUCCCCAUGUAAAUAUUAGCAGUUUGGGGGGUGUUCAUAAUGACAUCAUUGUCCCAGGCUGUUUUCUGAGGUGAACAGAUCUGAGGAAGAGUUCGAGACCCCCCCCCCAGAAGAGGGGGUUCAAGGUCCUCCAGAAGAGGGUGUUCAAGGCCUGCCAGUAGAGAGGGCCCGAAGCCUCCUGGAAGGCCCACUCCAUCACUGAGGACAGUAUGUUGUAAGUGAUCAUGCCUAAGAAAUAAACUGGUGGAAUUAC